Messenger RNA from Spirodela intermedia, 600 nucleotides. Lineage: Eukaryota; Viridiplantae; Streptophyta; Magnoliopsida; Alismatales; Araceae. The record is from the annotation of a GenBank genome assembly.
AUGAAUCCCGAGAACACUCACCCUCGUCGCUUCCCAUCUGAGCCGGUCGUCGUAGAGACGCCGACCGGAUGCCUCGUCCCCGUCGCCUCGCCGGCGCUGGACGCCGCCGUCUCCCUCUCUGCUGUAGACGGGAGGUCGCCGUCGCAGUCUCCGGCGCGGCGGCGGAGGAAACGGGAUGAUCGUUCUUCUGCUUCUAUUCAUCCCUCCGGCUCGUCCAUGGAUAUGAUCUGCCGAUUCCAGAGGAUCAUCAGCAUUGUGGAAGCCACGGUGGCCCCCGGGAGGGAUCGCCCCGAGGCCAGGGAGGUCCUGGAUGCCGUUCAGCGACUGAUAUUCACCGUGGGGAAGUUGCGCCUCCACGAGCAGAAGCGUCUGCGGCCGUCCGGCUAUCGGUUCCUCGGCGAGUCGCCGACGCCGGAGAUCUCGGCGGCGUCCGAUCAGGUCCCCUCCGCGCCUCUGCUGCAGGAGAUGAUCGGCUCCCUCGAGCAGAUGCGGCUGUCGGGGCCGAUGGAGAAUUCUGAGGACUACUCCGAUGUCCUGGAUAAGCUCAAUGGAUUACUGCGCACCGAGGAGGACGGCAGAUCAGGCAAGAGCGACGUCUAG